AUGAAGUCAACAGGUCAGAAAACUGAAGAAAUUGACCAAAUUCAAGAAGAGGAGGUAGUUACUGCUGACGUUCAACUUAAUCCAGAAAACAUGGAUAUUGAUGAAAAAAAGUCACAAAUUUAUUCACCAAGUAACAGAUUAAAACAUGCAGGAUACAUCAAGUAUGUAAGUCUUGUUAUAUUGACAAUUCAAAAUGCUGCUCUUGGUCUUAGCAUGAGAUAUGCUCGGACAAGAGAAGUUGUUAUGUUUUCACCAGCAGCAGCUGUUUUAAUGGCAGAGUUUGUCAAGUUAUUAAUAUGCAUUGUACUUGUGAUAAAAGAAUUGGGAAAUUUAAAAAAGGGAAUUUGGUCAAUGUAUACAACUGUUAUAUUAAAUAUUAAGGAUACUCUACGUGUUUCUGUGCCAUCAUUUUUAUAUGUAGUCCAGAAUAAUCUACUUUAUGUUUCUGCCUCGAAUUUGGAUGCUGCUACAUAUCAGGUCACCUACCAAUUGAAAUUACUUACUACAGCAUUUUUCGCCGUAAUUGUAUUAAAAAGAAAACUACAAAGGUGGCAAUGGUGUGCUUUGGGUCUAUUAGCAGGCGGUGUAGCUCUUGUGCAAUUGUCAUCAGGCGCAAAAGAAUCUAAAAAAACACCAAAUAUUCAAGAACAGUCUAAAGUAAUUGGAUUCAGCGCAGCAUUAGCAGCAUGCUUCAUAUCAGGAUUCGCUGGAAUCUAUUUUGAAAAAGUGCUCAAAGAGUCUGAUAUAUCUGUUUGGAUGAGGAAUGUUCAGUUAAGUUUACUAUCAUUACCUUUUGCCACCAUUACCUAUCUUAUUAAAGAUUCCAUGAAAGACUUAUUAGUAGUCGGUACUCUUUUGGUAAUUGGUUCCAUAUUUUUGUAUGGAUAUGUUCCUAAGAAGAAAGAACCUCGAACAUCUUUGAGUGUA
This is a messenger RNA of Iphiclides podalirius (scarce swallowtail), 927 nucleotides long. The record is from the annotation of a GenBank genome assembly. NCBI's taxonomy places the organism in Eukaryota, Metazoa, Arthropoda, Insecta, Lepidoptera, Papilionidae.